AUGAAUGACUGUACCUUCCCAAGGUACAGUGACAAUGACAUAAUUUCACUCAUUCGUACCCGCUUGCUUACGGGAAAUGAGGCCAAAAACUUAUCCAAAAGUGACUUAUUUCCAAAUGUCAAGCCUGAAGUAGUGCAGAUGAUCUUCAUGAGAGCCUUACAGAGUGUAUAUGGAAUCCGCCUGGAACACUUUUACAUGAUGCCAGUGACCUUUGAAACAGCCUAUCCCCAGAUUUUUGAAGGGUUCCUACCCAUCGGGAAUUUGUUUAUUAACAUGGAGAAGUUUUUCCCAAUCUGCCGUAUCAAUGACUUCCAGACUGCUGAUAUCAUUAAUCCAAAAACGAAGAGGACAGCUCGGUUCUUGAGUGGCAUUAUUAACUUUCUUUUCUUCCGUGACUCGCGACGUGAGGUCUACCUGGAAAUCCAGAGCACUUACAAAUCGGCUGUGGAAAGAGAACAGCGGCUUCAGGCGGCAAUCCAGGAGGCGACCUUGAAACUGGAGAAACUGGAUACAAUUCCAGCAGAACAACAAGCAGAGUUCAAGGAGCUGUCGCAAGAUAUUCAAGAGCUGGAGCAAAGACUCAACCAAGAAUAUCGGCAGAAAACGGGUGCUUUGCAAGAAGUGAUCCACCAAAAGAGGAUGGAAAUUGCAGAAAAAACCCAGAAUCUGAAUGAGCUAAAACUGACUAUAUGUAAUCUAAAAGAAGAACAAGAACAGCUGAAAUCCAAGAUUACAAAGUCUCCUGAGGAGCUGACUAAUAGCAAGGAACGUCUGAAGCAGACACUGGAAAAACUCAAGCAAGACAAGCAAGAAGUCAUCAAGAAGCACGAGGAAUACAGGGACCUGGUGGGGGACUUUCCGUCCUGCCAGCUGGAGAUGGAGCUGUACGAGAAGAAGCUGCAGGCCCAGGAAGCCAAUGUGCAGAAGCUGCUGGCGCUCUCUGCGGAGAUCCGAACCCUGGAGGACCAAAUAGAGAAUAGCAAUAGCAGAUUCAAGAAUGCCAUGACAGAGGAAAUGUCCUUGAAAAGACUCGUUAAAGUUAAACAGGAAAAACUUGCUGCUACUGAACUCAAAAUUAAAAAGAUAUGCGAGGACAUGGAGCAGCGCAAGCGGGCAAUAACCGAGUACUGCAACACAUUUCAGGAGAAAAGAGGUGUCGUCUGUGAGAAGCUGACAGAGACUCACACAGAAAUCAGGCGGCUCAAAGACUGCAUUCAGCAGCUCACAGACAGCAUUGCAAAAGAGAAGUCGAAAGCUCAGGAGAUCUACCUUAGCCUGCGGGGUGGCUUGGAGAAAUACCACGGAAACCUGGCAAAGAUAGUGGACAGCUGCACAUCUGCAAGAGAAACCAAGACUGCCGAAUUAACAAAGCUGUUUUGAUAGUUCUGUCACCUUUGCUCGUGGAGCUUCUGUAACCCUCAUCUUUGGGCUGCAUUUCUACUGUGGGAAAUACCUUAGAGCACCUUUCCUCUGGCUUUGGAAGAGGGGAAAACUGGUCCUGCUUAAUACUGACUAGUUCUAGUAUUACCAGUUGCUACAUCCUGUUAGAUGGAGAAUAUUGUUCAUUCCAUCUGCACUAUAUUGUCUUUGGUGGUUCACCUUUUCUCUGUGCUAACAAGUGUGCAGUUUCAGAGUCUGAAGACCCUGCCUGGAGAGUGGCAGGUUGUCUCCAGGUUCCCAUGAUGCUCACACUUUCUCAAGCCUGGCUGGGGCAGGCGAGCGGGGCCCUCAGGAUGGGAGCCUGCAGGCCCCGGCACUUGCUCACUUCGGCCGGUGCACCUGAGCGUGGGCACAGCUGAGGGACCGGAAUGUGUGUGCUGGCAGUGUUAGGGUCGAAGCCUCUCUGAAAAUGGCUUUUGUAUUCAAUACAAGUAUGUGUACAAUAAAGAUGCUUUAUUAAAAACGUGUCUCUGUGCCCUGGGAGGGCCACCGGAGGCCACCCUCCUCCAUCUCCACUAAGACGGCGCCAGGAGGGUGCGUGCAGCAACGCUUAGUGAGUCCGCAGCCUCGUCGGGGGCCAGCCAGUGCCCCUCCUCCAGGUGCUUCCCCUCCAGAGCAAGGGGCUGCAUCUCUCGCUGCUGCCCGAGGAACCAGUGUGUGUGUGUGGGGGGGGUCUUGGCUCUCUUCUGGCGAGGAAGGGGCUGGGAGCCGCUGACUUCUCCAUCGUGUGCAUCUCUGGGAG
This is a messenger RNA of Varanus komodoensis (Komodo dragon), 2182 nucleotides long. It is a transcript of the gene NUF2, whose product is annotated as NUF2 component of NDC80 kinetochore complex. The coding region runs from base 1 to 1380 and encodes 459 amino acids. Gene Ontology annotation, cellular component: kinetochore; Ndc80 complex. The record is from RefSeq and is a predicted model, not a curated record. The transcript is spliced from 13 exons. Lineage: Eukaryota; Metazoa; Chordata; Lepidosauria; Squamata; Varanidae. Gene Ontology annotation, molecular function: protein-containing complex binding. Gene Ontology annotation, biological process: kinetochore organization; meiotic chromosome segregation; mitotic spindle organization.